GCGCGAGUUCGGUUCGGUUAGGUUUUGGCUCCGGUGCGACGUGGUGGAAAAGGAUUCGUUUACUCCGGUUUGGAGGCACAAACGGACAACCGCAACGGCGUUGUUUGUCGCAGUCCAUUUUCGGCGGAACGGAAACCCGCGAAGGAUUACCUAUUGAUUCCUAACAUAAUGGGAUGUGAUUACAGUGAUGAAUGAGAUAUGAAAUAAACAUAUCGCUUUCGGAUAUGUAAACAACCGUCACCGCCAAACGACACAGCAGCUUUAAUUUCAUAUCACAGAUUAGUGUCAAUUACGUGCAGGAGGAAGAGUCUUUAAAGUUGGAGUGAUUUCAGUGACCCGGGUGGAAUACAUACUUGUGCCGAAAAUGUCCGACCAAACAACACUGAACAGUUCACUGUUGGAGUUCUUGGCAGGACCAGAGGAUUCUAACAACAGUGUCAGUCUUCUGAAGGAUUCCGGCUACCGGAAUUUUACUACAGCAGUACAUAAAUCAUUGGCGAGCCAUCUUAUCAUCGGUUCGUCCUAUCUGUUCGGCUGCGUCGGAAGCCUGAUUGCAUUGAUAUAUCUCUGGCAGAGGAAGAACGUCCGGAAUACCAAGCAUUCCUUAAUGCUAAAAUGUCUACUCACCAACGACCUCAUCGGAUUAACUGGCAUGUUUGUCCAGAUGUACUUACAGAGUUAUCUACCGAAACAGCUCAUCAAAGAGAAUAUGCACCAUUUUUGCAUCUUCCGUGUAAUUUGGCGCGUGUUCGGUAUCAGCUCCGGCUGCGUCGCAUUCGUCAUGGCACUCGAACGGUACAUUGCCCUGACGAAGCCGUUCUUCUAUCACAAGCAUGUGUCUGACAAAAUGAUUAAGAGAUCGAUUUUCCUACUCUGGGCAAUCGGGGCCUUCUUCACAUUCCUCCCGCUGUUCGGUUUCGGAAUCUACUACGACGAACGAGAGCAAGUUUGCAUCAGAUACCGGGAAGCCACGGAACCGACGGAUGUCGCCUACGCCUAUCUAUUUUUCGCCGUAGGUAUAGUUCUCUGCACCGGUAUUGUAAUCUGUAACCUGAGUGUUCGGAAGGUUCUGUACAAGUCGCACCACAAAAUGCGCCGCCAAUUCCGCUCAAUUCAGCCAACACCCAUGUUGGAACGGUCCACGACGCGUAUAUCACAGAAAUCGGCCAGUUUCACCGAUUCGUCUAUCUUUCGGAUGGUAGGCGAACCCACGACCGAGGAAAUUCGAUUCGCCAAACUUAUGACCUUCCUCAGCAUCAGUUUCCUGGCCUGUUGGCUUCCCCAGAUGGUUUCAAUACUGCUGGCCCAGCUGCUGGAUGAAAAAGUUCAAACCCGGUUCAAUUGGUUUUUCCGUCUCUCGGACAUCCUGAUUUUGCUACAUUUCAUGCUGGACCCGUACAUCUACGUGCUGCUGAGGCAAAGUGGUCGGAGUGACUUGCGGACUAUGAUCCGGUACGUGUUCAGUCGGGAUCAGUUCAACAUCGUGGAAACGGCCCUCAGCCCCAUACAAAAAACAACCAACUCGUCGCCUCUGCCCUAAGUCAAAACAACAAAAAAACAAACCUGCACUAACACAAAAAACCCAACCCAAACCGAAAUCCAAAGUCAAGACUGCUUGUUUUACGCUUUGUCUCCCCUACCGCAGGUUGGCGUGGCCGUCGCGCAAAGCCCCCGCAAAGGAUAAAGGACGGGACACGGUAACCACAACAGACACGAGUGAUUAAGGAGGAAGGAUGCCUUCCCGAGGGUUAUAUUCCUUUUGAUUUUUUGUUAACUGAUUGGAAUAAUCCGUGAAAGACACUUUAACGUGUGGCAUAUUUUGAUACUUUCGUAUACAUUCCACAAAAUAUUUGGCUUGUUUAAAGACCAAGCUGUGCGUGGAGCCUGAAAAAAUAACAAAGAUGUAUUUUUGAAUGUGAUCGAACGUUGUUAAACAACGGCUAUAAAGUUAUCGAAUAAAAAAAAACAAAUUAUUUAAA
Messenger RNA from Malaya genurostris, 1979 nucleotides. Its product is annotated as prostaglandin E2 receptor EP4 subtype. Gene Ontology annotation, biological process: positive regulation of cytosolic calcium ion concentration; adenylate cyclase-activating G protein-coupled receptor signaling pathway; inflammatory response. The record is from RefSeq and is a predicted model, not a curated record. Gene Ontology annotation, cellular component: plasma membrane. Gene Ontology annotation, molecular function: G protein-coupled receptor activity. Bases 365 to 1540 code for a protein of 391 amino acids. The transcript has 5 exons. Lineage: Eukaryota; Metazoa; Arthropoda; Insecta; Diptera; Culicidae.